AUGCCUCCUCUCCCUCCUUUGACGGUUGACUUGGAUUCCAUUCACGGUCGUCGUAGACAACGGCCUACACCACGCCAGCCUCGCCAGCGGCCAGAUCAGCCUAUACCGCCCCCUGUGUACUAUCAUUACGAUGCAGGAGAGAGCUCGCAGACGCGACAGAACUAUUGCGGGCCUACUCAGUUUCAGGGUGACGGUUCACAGUUUCAGCAGCACUCGCAGGUCCCUCCGACCUCAUCGUUUCCGGUACCACCGUCAUCCGGGCCGUUCUUUUACUCCUCUGAACAGACGCCGUAUACCACUCCUCUGACAGAGCCGGCUCAGUAUCGACAGGCUACACCACCCCCAUUUCAGGCACCUCAGCAUGGUCAACCUUCUACCCCCUCUGAUCAGGGUUACCGGCCCGUGUUUUCUUGGCUCGAUCAACCGUCAGCGUCACAUUCGCGUCCCUCCCCUUCCACCCCGGUCGCGGAUCCGUCGCAGAUGUUUUUUUCGAUAUCAGAGGCUUGGUUGAACAGUCCAGGUCUCGGGGAGGGGGGCUCUUUCGAGGCGUUACAGUCCGGUAGUAUUCAGUUUUCGGGUCCGUCCUUCAGCCUCCUUCCGCAGUCACAGGAGGCACCGACUACUGCACCGGCUGCAGAUGAUCAGGAGCUAUCCCUAGACGAUGAUCACGAGAGCGAGGGCGCGCCAGGUGACAGACCGGGUGAUAGAUAG
Messenger RNA from Mercurialis annua (annual mercury), 711 nucleotides. RefSeq lists its product as uncharacterized. Lineage: Eukaryota; Viridiplantae; Streptophyta; Magnoliopsida; Malpighiales; Euphorbiaceae. The transcript is spliced from 2 exons. Bases 1 to 711 code for a protein of 236 amino acids. The record is from RefSeq and is a predicted model, not a curated record.